UGUUAAAACCACAGACUAAAAAAAGUAAAUAUUUUGAGAUAAAACAAUUGUCUCGUAAUUUUUAAAAACAUUUGGAACAUCAAGAAAAUGUCUAUAAACUAAUGGUAAUAUUAAACAAACUACUAAAUGUGAACAAAUGUGUGUAAUGUUAGCUGUGGACACACAAUUGUAAUUCACUAAAAGCUCCCAAUUCCCUGCUUCCGAUAUUGCACAGGCUUUAAUUACAGAAUGUCACUAAUUACAGCUGAAUUUCUUAAUUUCGUUAAAAAACUUGAAGAUAAUGAUGACAAAUUAACAUCUAUCUCCCCAAUUGAAAGAACACCAGAAUUUGAAUUCAAUAACUCAAUAUGCUCUGUUUGCAAUGGAUAUUAUGGUCCAAGUUUUGGGGAACCAGUAUGUGUUACAUGCCAUACUUUUUUGUUUCCUGAAUUCCAAUCAUAUUUGCCUUGUUCAUACUUUUGCACUGAAAAGACAGACGAUGGAGACUCUGGAAAUGAUGAACCAUCUGACUUAAUUUUUAGCUCAGAGAAAAAAUCCAACAGAACUUUCCCAAUUCCGGCUUGGUGGCGUAUUCGGACAUCACUAGACAGUGAAACAAGCCCAGAAGACGAUGCCAGCAGAGCUAGUAAUUCUGGACCCAGUGGCAGUGGCAGCUGUGGUUCGGGGUCAGCAGUAAAAGACCCAUUCAUCCCUGGGUAUGCCCCUCCACCACAACCACCUAAUCUUCCUUACACUCUCCAAGCCUUGACUACUCCUCGUCUUCCGGACAAUUUGCCUUUGGGAAUUGUUGAACAUUUGCCAUCAGAAGUGCUACUAUGUAUAUUCCGAUAUCUUGACGACAUGUCGCUCUGCGCCUGCGCAUGUGUUUGUACACGUUGGCAGAGGUUGGUCCGCGCUCGUGUUCCACUUCCACGAUGGGCCACAUUUACAGCUGCCAGAUGGCCUCUGUUUAGACCCAUGUUUACUGACUUUGAUUGGCAACGGAAAUACCAAUCUUUGGUCGAGUCUUGCUUCUGCCGCAAUUGUUUAGUGCAAAUGUGUGUCCAAGCCGCACCCAGCGGUGAAGAAAAUGCUUGGAGGUGGAAUAGACUACGCAGCGAAUUAAAGAUGUUACGCAACGACCCUCCCGAAGGCAUCGCAGCCACGCCCUUGGACAUGAAGUGCUGCCACUGGCAGGCCAGCGUCACCGGACCGGCUGGAUCGCCCUACGAAGGCGGUGUCUUCUUUUUAUACGUACAAGUGCCCUAUUCAUACCCUAUGAGUCCACCGGUGGUGAGAUUCCUAACUCGUAUCCUCCACCCAAAUGUCUCUCGUCAUGGUGAUGUGGGAAUCGACUCUGUCCACCACAAUUGGUCGUUGGCCUUGACUAUCAGUAAAGUCCUCAUCUCCAUUCAGAGCUUACUUACAGACCCUUAUACUAAUGUUUGUAUGGAGCCGGAACUAGGUGAGAUGUACGUACAAGAUCGUCCAAAGUUCGAAGCUCUCGCGCGACAAUGGACCUGGAAGUACGCUAUGCUUGAUGUGUUGCCAUUUUGAAUUGGCUAAAAUUAAGAUUUUAAUAAGUGUAUGUGUUUAUUGCUCUGUACAACCAAUAUUAUAGAAAAGUUUGAUGUUCUUUCAGUAUCAAAACAACUUAUACUUAUUUAUGAGCUCUGAAAGGAAAUAUUAUGUAUACUUGAGUUUUA
Pieris brassicae (large cabbage white) is the source of this 1685-nucleotide messenger RNA. RefSeq lists its product as uncharacterized. The transcript has 8 exons. NCBI's taxonomy places the organism in Eukaryota, Metazoa, Arthropoda, Insecta, Lepidoptera, Pieridae. The record is from RefSeq and is a predicted model, not a curated record. The coding region runs from base 229 to 1536 and encodes 435 amino acids. Gene Ontology annotation, molecular function: protein binding.